CGCUUCUUACCAUUCGCACGCCAUGACUUUGUAUAUAGGACCCAGAUCCUUCACUUCUGCUUCCCAUUGUUGCCCUUUGCCUUUGCGUCGUCAGAUCUACUAUGCUUGGGUGAGCCAAUUGCCGGAGAUAAGCUAGCGCAGACGUCAUCCCCCGCCUAAAUUUUGCGAAGCUUGAGCGAUAGCCGCCACCGAUAGCACGAUAGAAGGUUGGAGGCAUCAUACACUGACGAACUGCGGUGUUCCUAGAGGAGAACGGAAGAAAGAGUAGCACAAAAUGUCUCUCUCCCAGCGCCUCACGGCUAUGGAGGAGCACGAGCCGUGGAGUAGAGAGGCGAGUCCGGACUCGAGGCACCGUAAGAUGUCUUUCAACCCCGUGGGAACAUGGACAGAGCCUACGGGUGAAGAAGCAACAAUCGGCGCCUUCGAAGUGCCCAAGUGGAAGAGACUGCUCCAGGUCUUCUUCGCCGUUAUCUACUGCCUCUUCGCCGCCGGCGUCGUCUUCGGGUACGCCGCGAUAAAACCGGUACUUCUCGAGGAGGGCGUAUACAGAAAUCAGUGCACAAAGGAGGAGCUUGACCAGAAUGUCAUUGUGUGCUAUGAGCAGGAGCUCCGGCUCAACCUCAUGUUCACAAUUGCUGCCGUUUCCACCAACGUCGUCGCAUUGCCUGUUGGUACGAUUCUCGAUCGCUUCGGGCCGCGCGUAUGUGGCAUAACCGGCGCCAUAUCCAUCACUCUCGGUUCACUGCUUUUCGCGUUUGCGGCGCAGUUGCCAUUCGAUGCAUAUAUCCCCGCAUACCUGUUCAUGGCAUUGGGCGGACCAUUUAUAUUCAUUUCCUCCUUCCAGCUCAGCAACACGUUCCCGCGAUACUCUGGACUUAUCCUGGCCCUUCUCACUGGAGCUUUCGAUACCUCGAGCGCAAUCUUCCUAAUCUACCGAUUGCUCUACCAGGCUACCAAUGGCGGAUUCACGCUUAAGAAGUUCUUCCUCAUCUACCUCAUUGUACCGGCAUUUAUCUUGACUGUCCAAGUACUUUUUAUGCCAUCUGUGUCCUACAAGACUGUCGGCGAGCUCGUUACCCAAGCAGAAGAAGAACAUCUCAUCCACGACUCGGAUGAUGACAUUGAAGACGAAGCUACAGUCCAACGUCUACAAGAAUCCCGUCGCGCGCACCGUGACAGCAUUGUCAGUGAGAUCACAACCCUCAUUGGCACCAAAGACGGCGCAAAUCAAGCACAAGAGGAAGAGAGGAAGAAGAACACAUCAGGCGUGUGGGGUGCACUACACGGACGCACUGCCGCACAGCAAAUCCGCACACCGUGGUUCGUUCUCAUCACUUUGUUCACGGUUCUGCAAAUGACGAGGAUCAAUUACUUCGUCGCUACUAUUCGGACGCAGUACACAUACAUUUUCCAUAACUACGACAAGGCCGUUGAGAUCAACAAUUUCUUCGACGUCGCACUACCCGUUGGCGGUGUUAUUUCGGUUCCCUUCAUUGGUCUGCUGCUGGAUAACACGAGUACUACCUUCACCCUAGCCAUGCUCGUAUCUACUGCGACAGCAAUCGGUGUUCUAGGCGUCAUCCCCGAAACGUGGGCAGCGUACUCGAACAUUGCUCUCUUCGUUCUGUAUCGCCCGCUGUACUACACUGCUGUCUCCGACUACUCCGCCAAAGUCUUUGGCUUCGCCACCUUCGGCAAAGUCUACGGCCUAAUCAUCUGUCUUGCCGGCCUAUUCAACUUCUCGCAAUCCGCACUCGACGCCGCAACGCACAAGGCCUUUCGCAACGAUCCUGUCCCCGUCAACAUUAUCCUCCUUGGCCUGGCGUUGCUGGUGGGUAUCGCACUUGUCGCUUUUGUUUGGCGACGUAGCCAUAGGAUUCUGAGAGACAAUAUUGAAGAGGAGGCUCAGGGCGCCAGGGAGGUGCUUAUGCCUGGCGCGAACGAGGUUCGUGUGAACGACUAUGGUGCGAUUAAUGGGAAUGGAAGUGGAAGCCCGAGCCCAGGUGAAGAAAGCAGAGGGCGCAGGCUGUAAGGUCAGAGUCGUCUUCCUUUUGUAAACUGUUGGGAUUUCUCCUACUGCGUUGUAUGAUCCGCUCUAGCGUUGACUUUACUUUCAAACCAAGAAAGUAAACUGUUGGGAUAUGAUUUAGGCGCGAUUUCUUGUAAGUGCUGACCUUUUGAUAUCUUCUCUUCAUUGCCUUUGAAAGUAAAGUCAACGCUAGAGCGGAUCAUACAACGCAGUAGGAGAGAUCAGUAUAAAACUACAGUUCAGGUGCUAUACCCGCUAGUAUCUUAUAUAUAUAUACGCAUGCUACUGCCUAGAUAAAGCAUUAGGGGAUAUAUAAUCUAUUAC
This is a messenger RNA of Cucurbitaria berberidis CBS 394.84, 2353 nucleotides long. Its product is annotated as MFS general substrate transporter. Gene Ontology annotation, biological process: transmembrane transport. Gene Ontology annotation, cellular component: fungal-type vacuole membrane. The coding region runs from base 275 to 2032 and encodes 585 amino acids. The record is from RefSeq and is a predicted model, not a curated record. Gene Ontology annotation, molecular function: transmembrane transporter activity. The transcript has 4 exons. Lineage: Eukaryota; Fungi; Ascomycota; Dothideomycetes; Pleosporales; Cucurbitariaceae.